CAAUCAUCUUGUCCAACUUUGCAACUGUUUGCUAACUUCAUCAUCGAGUGACGAUAUCUCACAUACACGUCUUCGUUCGGUCCACCACAUCGCACGUCAUAUUGAAACAUCACCAUGUCGGUCCCCGAACAAGCACAACCCCUCGACACUGUCUCGGAAGAGCAGGCACCUCAGAUCGAGAACACCGAAGAAGCACAAGCAGAACUCGCGAGACUACAAGCCGCCGCCACGAAAGAGUACUCUCUCAAGAACUAUGCCGGAGCUUCGGAAUUCUACUCGCAAGCUUCACAGCUGCAGGCACAACUGAAUGGUGAAAUGUCCCUCGACAAUGCCGAUCUACUCUAUCAAUACGGACGCUGCUUGUACCACCUUGCUGUUAGCAACAGUGACGUCCUGGGUAACAAGGUCGCUGGCAGUGGAGAGCCUCAAAGAAAGAAGCGCAAGACAAAGUCUGCCGCCGCAAACAACGAUGCCCUCAAGGACGGCGAGCAAAAGACUGCAGAGGAAGUCGUCGAGGCCGUUGUGGAUGAGAAUGAUGGCACUACCACAAAGAAAGAGGACGCAGCAGCAAAUAAGCCCUUCUUCCAAAUCACCGGCGACGAGAACUGGACAGACAGCGAAGACGAAGGAGAUGAUGCCGAAGCAGAAGACGAGGAAGACGAAGAUGAAGCCGAUGACUUCGCUGUCGCCUACGAGAUCCUGGACAUGGCUCGCGUCCUCCUGACCCGCAAACUCGCUUCCCUCCCCUCCACAUACUCCGGCAAAGGCAAAGCCAAAGAAACGACCCUAAUCGAAAACCCAGAAGCCCGUCAAGUCAUGGACCGCCUCGCAGACACCCACGAUCUCCAAUCCGAACUCUCCCUCGAAAACGAGAACUUCCCUCUCGCCGUAGCAGAAGGUCGCUCCGCCCUCGAGCUCAAGCAAAAACUAUACCCCCUCGAAUCCUCCUUGCUCGCAGAAGCACACUUCAAACUAGCCCUGGCCAUGGAAUUCGCUUCCGUCACCACCACAAACGAAGAAGCGGUAGAACAAGGCGCAACCAAGGAAGAAACCGUAGACGAAGACCUCCGCAAAGAAGCUGCCACCCACCUGGAAUCGGCAAUCCAAUCCUGCCGCCUCCGCAUCUCCAAAGAAAACACCUCCCUCCCUUCUCUCCCCACAGACAAACAAGAUGCCAAAAAGAAGGAAAUCAAAGAUGUGCAAGAAAUGAUUGAGGAAAUGGAACAAAGGCUUACAGAUCUACGUACUCCUGUUGCUGCAGCUUCUGGUGCGGAAAAUCCUCUAAGGGGCAUUCUGGGUGGUAUGUUGGGGGAAACCCCUGCUGAUCAGAAGACGAGAAUCGCGGAGGCUACGGCUAAUGCUAAUGAUUUGAGUGGGUUGGUCAAGAAGAAGAAGAGUAAGCCUGUUGAACCUGCCGCUGCUACUCUGCCUAUCCAGAAAAGAAAAAUUGAAGACGGAGAGGAGGUGACGAGUAAAAAGGCGAAGGUUGAGGAGGAAGUCAAGGAUGCUUAGAAGGUUACUGGCGCUUUUUGCUGAUAUGAUGAUGGGG
Aureobasidium pullulans EXF-150 is the source of this 1549-nucleotide messenger RNA. RefSeq lists its product as uncharacterized. The coding region runs from base 115 to 1512 and encodes 465 amino acids. Gene Ontology annotation, molecular function: histone binding. The record is from RefSeq and is a predicted model, not a curated record. The transcript has a single exon. Gene Ontology annotation, biological process: CENP-A containing chromatin assembly; DNA replication-dependent chromatin assembly. NCBI's taxonomy places the organism in Eukaryota, Fungi, Ascomycota, Dothideomycetes, Dothideales, Saccotheciaceae. Gene Ontology annotation, cellular component: nucleoplasm.